ACUCUCAAUCAUAUAUAUAUAAUAUAUUAAAUAAAUACCUCCACAAAAAAAUGGCGAAGAAAACUUAUGAUCUAUUAUUUAAAUUAUUAUUAAUUGGUGAUUCUGGUGUAGGAAAAACAUGUAUAUUAUUUAGAUUUUCUGAUAAUGCAUUUACAACGACAUUUAUAUCAACAAUAGGUAUCGAUUUUAAAAUAAAAACAGUUGAUUUAAGAGGUAAAAAAAUUAAAUUACAAAUAUGGGAUACAGCUGGACAAGAACGUUUUCAUACAAUUACAACAUCUUAUUAUCGAGGAGCAAUGGGUAUUAUGUUAGUUUACGAUAUAACGAAUGAAAAAAGUUUUGAGAAUAUAGUGAAAUGGCUGCGUAACAUAGACGAGCAUGCUAAUGAAGAUGUUGUAAAAAUGAUAUUGGGUAAUAAAUGCGAUAAAGAAGAUAAAAGAACAGUUAGUAAAGAACGAGGAGAAGCUAUUGCACGCGAACAUGGAAUACCAUUUAUGGAAACAUCUGCAAAAGCUGAUAUAAAUAUAGAACGUGCAUUCAAUGAAUUGGCCGAAGCAAUUUUAGAUAAAACAGCAUCAAAAGAACCAGGUGAACCAGCUGACAGAGUUACUGUUGAUCGACGCAUGAACAAUAAUACUGGAAGAUCUUGCUGCUAAAAAAAUUUAGAAAAAGAAACAAAAAAAAAGAUAAAAUAAACAUUUAUAUAAUAAUCUCGCUUUAAAAGGUUGUGCGAAUCUGUGUCGAUAUAGCCGAAUGAGAUGUAUGAAUGAGAUUUUGAGUGUUUUAAAAAUAAUGAAAACGAUAUCAAUUACCAAUUUAAAAAUAUUUCUUGAUGAUUUUUACAUCGAUCUAAGCGUAAAAUAGGAUUUUGAGUUGUUUUUGUUGCUCUUAUUAAAAUAUUUGUGUAGUGUCAAUUCUGAAAUUCCAAAAUUU
This is a messenger RNA of Chrysoperla carnea, 933 nucleotides long. RefSeq names its product ras-related protein Rab-10 (gene Rab10). The transcript is spliced from 4 exons. The record is from RefSeq and is a predicted model, not a curated record. Gene Ontology annotation, cellular component: recycling endosome; insulin-responsive compartment; Golgi apparatus. Gene Ontology annotation, molecular function: GTPase activity; GTP binding. Gene Ontology annotation, biological process: cellular response to insulin stimulus. The coding region runs from base 51 to 656 and encodes 201 amino acids. Lineage: Eukaryota; Metazoa; Arthropoda; Insecta; Neuroptera; Chrysopidae.